This is a messenger RNA of Saprolegnia diclina VS20, 1771 nucleotides long. RefSeq lists its product as hypothetical. The record is from RefSeq and is a predicted model, not a curated record. The coding region runs from base 7 to 1698 and encodes 563 amino acids. The transcript is spliced from 7 exons. Lineage: Eukaryota; Oomycota; Saprolegniomycetes; Saprolegniales; Saprolegniaceae.
GCACGAAUGGCAAAUUUAGAAACGGCAAUGCGCAAGGCCGACGACCCGGAGCGACCGACGUACAGCGAGAUCGCUGCGACGCUCGGGAAGCUCCGGGACCUCGGGCGCAAGUUUGAAGACACGGAGAAGCUGCUCACGCGCCUUCUGCAGUUCUCGCAAGUCGCGCCCAAGCGAGCGGACAUCUUGGCAGCCAACGGCAUCAACGUCGUGGCGAUGCACUUGCGCAACGCCGAGAGCCCGGCGAUUCAACAGCGCACGGCUGCCAUUCUGCUCAACCUGGGGCAAAGUGAGAAAGGCCGGGUCGCGAUUGCGUCCUGCAACAGUUGGUCUUGCUUGUCGUAUCGCCACGAGUGCCCUCUCUUUUACCUGCUCCAAGUGGCCAUCAACACGAAAGACGUGAUGCUCAAGCGCAUUUGCGCGGGCGCGUUGAUCAACUGCUCGUUCCACGCGUCGUGCCAAGUGCAACUGGAGGAAAUCAACGGCACACCGCUUCUCCUCAAGCUUCUCGACACUAACGACGAAGACGUGGCCGUGUACGCGGCGGCCACGCUCUGGUGCUUGUGCAAAGAGCGCAACUUUGUCAUUCGCCUCGAGACCAUCUACUGCCUUCCCGCAGAAGGGUUCAUGCAAAAGCUGUCGCUGAUUCUCUGGACGCGCUGCAUGAACUUUGGCCUUGCAGUGACGACGAGUCCGUACUCGUCCGACCAAACCGGUCUUCUCGAGAGCACUGGCGACAACAUUGACCUUGUAUUCACGAUCGCGAUCAACACCAACCUCUCGAUGGUGCUGCAGAUGGAGCACUACAACAUCAAGCACGUCCAAGCAACGGUGCAAGGCGCCAUGCAGUACAAGAGCGUGCAAAAGUUCAACCACGAUGGCGUCCUACUCGCGACGACGUGUGCCGUGUGCGCCAAGCCCGUCAAGGAUAAGCACCGGCUAAGCUGCGUCAACGACAAGUGCAGUGAGGUCUACCACCUUCGCUGCAGCCGCUGGCGGCGCAUCGACACGCCGACGGUGAACGAGAACCGCAGUAGCUUUUACUGCGACGUGUGUUUUCCCAAGAGUCCGCUCCAGUACCUGGACUUUGCGGCUGUUGAGGGCAGCGCGAUCUUGACCAAGCGCGACUUUGACGUGCUCGGUAUCACGCACGACACGGACGCGCUCUGCAUGCUUCAGGCGCCGUCGGGAAACGUCGUGGCGAUGGGAACCCGCAAGUACGCGUGUACGAGCAAGCACGACCUCGCCGUCGUCUUCAUCAAGGCAACUGUGCAGACGUGCGUCUCGCUCUGCCACAACAACCAGCCACCACUCGCAAUGCCCACGCCGGCGCUACAUCCGUGGACGUUCGAGUGUCUUCAGACGUCGAACGUCGCGCCAGAGCUCGCUCUGCACCGGCUAGCGCUAUGGCCUGCAACGAAGGCGAUUCCCAUCGACCCGAACGCGUACUUGCGCAAGUCGAGCGACGAGCUCGACCACGCUUGCGUGCUCGAGUGCAGCGUCGGAAGCAAGAGCGCAUCGGCCUUUGCCCUGGGCAGCGCCGACGGCCACGAGCUUUGGUCGGCCUUGCAGCCGAGCCGCGCCAAGUGCAUGAAGCUUGUCUCGGAGACGCUGGCGGCGGCCAAGAGCACCCCAAAGAAGCGCAUCAAGCCACACAUCCAGCGGACGCUCGAGCGCCAGCCGAGUGCUGGUCGUGUGUAAUAGCAAGGGGACAAAAGCCCUCGGCAAUAAAGCGCAAGGGAUGAUUUUAUGUAAUAGUAUCAACUUGAUAAUG